Drosophila willistoni is the source of this 1148-nucleotide messenger RNA. RefSeq names its product low affinity immunoglobulin epsilon Fc receptor-like. The coding region runs from base 42 to 1016 and encodes 324 amino acids. NCBI's taxonomy places the organism in Eukaryota, Metazoa, Arthropoda, Insecta, Diptera, Drosophilidae. The transcript has 2 exons. Gene Ontology annotation, cellular component: plasma membrane. The record is from RefSeq and is a predicted model, not a curated record. Gene Ontology annotation, molecular function: transmembrane signaling receptor activity.
CAACUGAAUUAAGCCUGAGAGUAUUUUAAAAUUCUGCAAGAAUGCAUUUAUACCGUGAAAUAUAUAUUGUAAUUCUGUUAUUUGCAUCAAAUUUCGUUUAUGCAGAGGAUGGCAUGUUGGACGAACUAUCUGAGACCAAAAGUGCAGAAUUGUGUUACGCUUUAACAAAACAUAUUUUGAAUUACACAAAUUCCUUAGAUAACGAGCUGAAAGCUUACAAGGUUAUAAAUCAUACCCAACAUUAUCAAUUGGACCAGCUUUCGGAAAAAAUGAAAGUAUCUGAGGAAAAAUUAUUCAAUUCUCUAUCGAAUUUGACUAAUACAGAAAACCAAUUACAAUCAGAACGCGAAAAAGUUGAAGUAAUCGAAAAAGAAUUAUCAAAAAUUCAAUUAAAAUUAAAUAAUACGGAAAAUCAAUUAAGAACCACACACAAAAAGUUAAAUCUAACUGAAGAAAAAUUAUUCAAAAUUCAAAUACAGCUAAAAAAUACUGAAAAAAGUUUAUAUGAAACUCAAUUCAAAUUGAAUAAUACGGAAAAACGAUUGCAAAGUGAAAUGAAAUUGGUAAAUGAAACUGAAGAUACAGAUCUCUUGUAUGAAAAAUGCGAAAAACGAGAAAAGAAAUUUGAGAAAAUCGGUGAUAAAUAUUAUUAUAUUGAAAAAUCUGAACAGCUGACUUGGUUUGACGCUGCAAUGAAAUGCGCUAACUGGAAUAGUCAUCUGGCGAUUCCACAAACAGACCUCGAGUGGACCAAUUUAAUGCCAAAACUAUCUGCUGAUGAUCGUUAUUGGAUUGAUUUGAUUAGAUUAGGAAACAGGAAAUUCUUUUUGUCAGAAACAACUGGUAAGACUUUAAAGCUUGAUAAGUGGCUACCAGAUGAGCCAAAUAAUGACUACAAAAUGGAAAAUUGUGCUGAGAUUCGGUUUGGCGAAGGGCUAAAUGAUGCCCCCUGUGAAUUUUUAAAAUAUUUUAUAUGUGAAUCAAACAAUGAAUAUGGAUACAAUUGUAAAAGCUAAAUUAUGUUAAAUAUAUUCUUUAGCAAUAGAGUCGAUAAUAUUCUGUUCUCUUUGCUUGAGUUAGUUUCAAUUUCCUGAAUCUAAUAACAUUUUCUGUGUCAUUUGAAAUAUUUAAAUAUAUAUUAAAAUCGA